UCCCCGGCAUCCGGAGCGAGCAGAGGCGUCGCUCCGCGCGCCUCCGCCCUGCCCGCCGGGGGAACGGCGCAGGUAGAGCGGCUCUUUAUGGUUGCGGUUGUCGUUCCCGCCCGACUCCUUCUUCCCUCCUUCCUGCUGGCCGCGGGGCGCCUCUGCCCGGGGGUCAUGGCGGGCGGCAGCUCCUCUGGCGGCAGGUGAGGAGCUCAGAUUCAACACCAGACUCAUGUGAGGUUGCCACAUCUUGCCUAAUGGAAUUGUUCAGACUUUCACUGCUGUAAAAGAGAGGAGAUUUGGAUUCUUCAUAGUUGGCACUGACAGACUACCUGCUCACUGAAUUUCCAUGGGAUGCAGGUCAUGCCACUGGACUUCAUUUGGGUAAAGAAGGAGUUCUGUGUUUCUGCCAGGAGUCUUCCAACACAUUUUCUAAAUUACCUUUUAAUGGUGUUCUAAGUGAGCUUAUGUGAAACAAAUGGUAUUGGAUCAUGAGUGAAGAAAAAAGCUUUGGUGUAUCCCAGAAAAUGUUGUCUCCUUCAAGAAGUACUAGCAGCUGCUCCUCGAAGCAAGGAAGUCGACAGCAGGACAGCUGGGAAAUUGUAGAAGGACUCCGAGGGGCAAUGAAUUGUACCCAGGAGCCACAGAAGCAGGAGGGCUGCUUGCUGAAAAAGAGGAAGUGGCCUUUGAAGGGCUGGCACAAGAGAUACUUCUUUUUGGACAGAGGGAUUCUGAAGUAUUCUAAAUGCCAAGCUGAUAUAGAGAGAGGGAAGCUUCAUGGCUGUAUUGAUGUUGGACUUUCUGUCAUGUCCGUAAAGAAAUCAACAAAAUGUAUAGAUUUAGAUACAGAAGAGCAGAUAUACCAUCUGAAGGUGAAAUCUCAGGAGCUGUUUGAUGAAUGGGUAGCAAAACUUCGUCAUCACAGAAUGUACCGUCAAAAUGAAAUCUCCAUGUUUCCUCAUGACGUCAAUAAUCUUUUCUUCCCUGUGUCUACUACUGCGGACUCUGUUCCUGGUUUCUGUGAUUCCACUCCUGGUAGAAAGGCAAACAGCUUGACCAAACAGAAUUCGUUGUCAGCUGGAGGUAACUUACCGUUUUCCUUUUCGAGUAACGAGUCCAGGAUUUCAUCUUGGCUACAGUCUUCUGAAGACAUGGAAAAAUGCUCAAGAGACCUCUCCAGCUGUCACACAUAUUUACUGGAAAUGAACCAGCUGUUACAGAGCAUGGAUGUUCUUCACAGGACAUAUUCAGCACCUGCUAUAAAUGCUAUGCAGGUUGGACCUUUUGAAAGCCCAAAGAAGGAAAAGAGAACACACAGGAGAUGGCGAUCCAGAGUUGUCGGGAAAGAGGCUAAAGGAAUGUUACAGGUGCCUUCACUAUUUUCUGCUCCUAUGAGACUGCAUGCUUCCAAUCCUAACCUAUCUACAAUAGAUUUUGUAGAGGAGAAAACUUACUCAGAUGGCUCUGAAACAUCAUCAGAAUUUACUAAAAUGCAAGAGGACUUAUUUCACAUUGCACAUAAAGUUUACUUCACCUUGAGGUCAGCUUUCAGCACCAUAUCUACAGAGAGAGAAAAGCUGAAGCAGAUGCUGGAGCAUGAUGCGUCCUCAUCUCCAUCUGCACAAAUAGUUGGCUUGAAGAACGCCUUAACAUCCGCAAUAGCACAAAACACAGAUCUUAAAGACCGGUUACGCAGAAUACAUGCCGAAUCUAUGAUCCUUGAUUCAGCAUCUAAUGCAAAAUCAAGUCCAGAUUUGGUGAAGGAAAAUUCAAGAGAAGAAAGCAGAGGUCUGGUUCACCAGGUCUCCAAUGAAAGCAGACUGUCUAUAGCUGACUCUCUCACAGAAUUUUUUGAUGCACAGGAAGUCCUACUGUCUGCUAGCUCUUCAGAAAAUGAGGUAUCAGAUGAUGACUCAUAUGUAAGUGAUAUCAGUGAUAAUGUCUCAGAAGAUAACCUAAGCAAUGACAUGGAGAAUGAAAGACAAACUUUAGACUGUAUUUCUGAAAGUGGAAUUGGAUGCAAUUCUAAACGGAGAACAUGUUUACCAGCUCCAUGUCCUAAUACGAGUAACAUCAGCCUAUGGAAUAUCCUGAGAAAUAACAUAGGAAAGGAUCUCUCCAAAGUGGCCAUGCCUGUUGAAUUAAAUGAGCCACUUAACACCCUUCAGCGUCUCUGUGAGGAGCUGGAGUACAGUGAACUACUAGAUACAGCAGCGCAUACACCUAACCCAUUUGAACGGAUGGUGUAUAUAGCUGCAUUUGCAGCCUCUGCGUAUGCAUCCAGUUACUACCGAGCUGGAAGCAAGCCAUUUAAUCCUGUUCUUGGAGAAACCUAUGAAUGUAUUCGUGAAGAUAAGGGUUUCCAGUUCUUUGCAGAACAGGUCAGUCACCAUCCACCUAUUUCUGCAUGCCAUGCUGAAUCUGUGAAUUUUGCUUUUUGGCAAGAUGUAAGAUGGAAAAACAAAUUCUGGGGGAAGUCGAUGGAAAUUGUUCCAGUUGGUACAACACAUGUAACUAUUCCAGCUUUUAAAGACCAUUUUGCAUGGAACAAGGUGACCUCUUGCAUCCAUAACAUCUUAAGUGGGCAAAGAUGGAUUGAACACUAUGGAGAGAUUAUCAUCAAAAACCUUAACGAUGACACUUGCUACUGCAAACUGACUUUCAUAAAGGCAAAGUACUGGAAUCCAAAUGCACAUGAGAUUGAAGGCAGUGUCAUGGAUAAAACCGGGAAAGUUGUGCAUCGACUAUUUGGGAAGUGGCAUGACAGCUUAUACUGUGGGAUGACUUCAUCUUCAAACUGUAUAUGGAGAGCAAAUCCUAUGCCUAAAGAUUAUGAACAGUGGUAUGGAUUUACUCAAUUUGCACUGGAGUUAAAUGAACUGGAUGUGCAAACUAAGUCACUACUCCCAUCCACUGAUACACGUUUUAGGCCAGACCAAAGGUUUCUAGAAGAAGGGAAUAUUGAAGGAGCUGAAAUGCAAAAGCAGAGGAUCGAGCAGCUACAGAGAGAACGACGGAAGGUGCUGGAAGAAAACAAUCUAGAGCAUCAGCCUAGAUUUUUCAGGAAAUCCAGUGAUGACUCCUGGGUGAGCAAUGGAACCUACAUGGACCUUAGAAAAGAACCUGGCUUUUCCAAACUGGACAACCCUGUCCUCUGGUGAAAGAGGAGCUAAGUGAAGAUACUCUCUGCUGUAUUCCCAGAUCUGAUUUAAAAGAAGUAUAUAUAAAAUAUAUCUAUAUAUAUGCCUAUAUAUAUAUAUAUAUAUAUAAAAAAAACAACCCCACGCACACAUAUAAUAUAUGUGUGGUGUGUGUGUAUGUGUGCAAGUGUGCAUAUCUCCAGAAUUGUGCUUAAUUUAGAAUCUGAUAAUUCGUUUCCUUUAUUAUUGACUAUUGCAGUGAUUGUUUGAAUGUAUAAAUACCCUCAUUUCUUUUUAUAAAAUGUUUAAUAAAUAGUACUGAACGUUAACAGUGAGAGGGAAGAGAGGAGCUUUUACACUACUUUUCCAAUGUGUAAUAAUGUCAGUUCUGAGUUAACUCAUGCCUUAUUGAAUUGCAUUGGAGACAGUAGCAUCAGCAUCUCCUAGCUGUGCUGAGAGAUCAGAGUGCAAGCCUUAGUAACUCAAACUGUAAGCUGGCUUCCACGGCUCAAUGAGUAGUUCUGCUGUCUCUGGGCUGGUAUAAAUGGCUAAAACAGAAUAUCAGCUGGUGCUGGAAUCUUGAGUAUGAUCUGCUGCUGCCUCUGGAAAAGAUCUAAAUAAGCUUUUGUUUCUAUUGGCUUUCUUCUUAGCAUUAUGGAAGAGGUAGUUCUGAGCUUACAUCAAUGGUUCUACUGCCUUAUACGUAAAUUGUACUGAGCUAAAUGUAGUGCUAGGAAUUCAGGAAUCGCCAAAAUUUUCCACUGCAAAAAAUUUCCACUUCAGAUUUAUAGCCCCCCAACAGGGCAAGAGGAGUAGAUCCUUUGUAUAUACUGCUUGAGCACUGACUAGAUGAAGAAGCUCUCUCUUUUUUUUUCAGUAAGUAAAAUCUAUACAGAGCACGAAAUCCUGUGCUUCCAUAGCUUCAUUUGUUUUUAUUAAUCUAAAAAUUGCAACAGUAAGACUUUUUAAAAAGUAAGCAAACUGAUUGUUUUAAGCUAGAAAUUUUUUCUUAGUAUUUUGAUAUUUUCUACCUCUUAAGAAAUAAACAGCGUAUUUAAGAUCUUAUAUUUAAAAUAUUACCAUCUGCCUUAUGGAGACGUGUGUGGAGUCUUUGAUCUUCCUAUGUUUGUUUGUUACGUUCAGAUAAAAUAUUCAAGUGUCUUGCACUAAAUCAGUUGCAUCCCUUUCCUGUAAUUUUAUACAUAUGGCUAGAUUUGUAAAACUACUAAAUCAUAGGUCAGAAAUUUAGCAGGAACCAAAUGUAGCAGAAGACGCACUUUUGAAUGAAGAUUAUAGAGUUGGGCAGUAUUUUGGGGUUUUUUUGGUUUUUUUUUUUGUUUGUUUGUUUUUUUUUUUUCCAUCAAAUCACAAUGCCACAGUCAUUACAGAAUAAUUUGCAUUCUUACCUAUCUGCAACUCAAGCCUGACCCGUAAUUCUUCAAGUCUGUUCUAUGUGUCUGUGACUCUUUGGCAAUGCAGUUCCCAAGUUAUAGAGCUAUAUCCUGUCAUCACCCCCACCCCCUUUUGUUUUUCUUACACGCCACUGUAAUGACACAAAACAAACCCAAAUGUUGUUGGCAUGUUAAAGUGGUUUAUGACUGGAACAAUGUGACAUGGCAUGGUUAAGGAAGUCUCCUGGGGGACUAGUAGCUUAGAAGAGCUUGCACUUUACUGUGUGUUGCAUUGUUCUACAGAAAACCCAUUAAAAAUGGAUCCAUGUAUCAUGAAGGAAAUACUAUGAACGCUUCCAUUGUAAACCAAACGUGUGAUGUCAGAUUAGAUGUGUAUUUGAAUUUUGCUUUCUGUUACCUUGAAGUCCCAUUGUCGUAGAGGAAGAUGCUUUUUCACCAUUUUUCACUUUGCCCAGGAACUCUGCCUCACUAUCAUUUCUGUACUGUACUACCAAAGAAGUUUGCAUAAUUCUUUCCAUUUAAUAUGUCUUUUAAAGACUUGACUACCAUGCCAGCAGCUUACAACAAGGCGAGAUUCAUUUCAAUAUGAAGACAAAAUCUGGGCUUUAAUUCCAAAGGAAGUCUUAACCCUUGGGGGCUGUUUGGCUUUUCAAGGAAAGUGAGGAUCUCUUCAUGGCUUGUUCCCUUCCCGUGUUUUAUUCUCGUAUCAACUGUCAAAACUUGGCACAGAAAUGUGUUGAUAUUUGUAAUUAUCCUUGCUGAUGGUAAUUACUAUCUAUACUAAAAAUAACAUUUAUUUAACAGCAAAAGAGGGCAGGGGAAAUAAAAUUUUAAAAAAUCGUUUAAGAAAGGGAGCAAAAUUUGUGGAGGAUGCAUUAAAUUUGCUCAUCAUCAUAUUUGGCAGCUACUGUGAUUGCUGUCUGAUCUGAUUGCUGGUUUUGUAUUUUCUAGGUAUGGAGGGGAUUUCUCCAUGCUUUCUCAUAUGACUUAAUAGUUGAUAGCAUCUGAAAUUAAAGGAUUAGAGGCCAAAAGGCAAAGUUAAAGAAUUGUAAUGCAUUAAAAUCAGCAGGUCUUAAACAAAACUAAUCUCAUAUUGGGUGUUUGAGUCAUGACUUUUGAGAAAUCAGACUGGCAGUGUCACUUUGUAUCUUGCAAUCUAAAAUGUCUAAAAUACAUUUGGUUAAUGACAAGAAGCACUGGGCUGAGUAGUGCCUUAUAUAAAAUUUUCUUCAGCAAAAUUCCUGUUAAUGAGAAGGCAGACUUCGGAAUUUUAAUAUAAUUUCCAGAAAAAUAAUGCCUGAAAAUAAUCCAGGGCAUUUCUUAAGUACAUGAAGCAAAAUCAUCGCACAAGUAAUGGCUCCUUUUGUGUAAAUCUCAGAUACACAUCUGCAAACACAGUUUAACCAGUUGUGAAUGAUCCUCUGACUCCAUGUUUCCAACUGCAGUAUAGUUGUCCCUGCUUACUUUUGUACGCAACAGUUGGGUUUAGCUGUUAAACUUCUGUCAACGGUGUAUUAAGAAAUGGAAGAAAAAUGUCUUGAUGUUACUUCUGUGUAUUUCUGCAUAAAAAUAUAUUCAUCAUUCACAAACCUUAAUAUACUCCAUAGAGUUAUUCUUGGUAUAGUAUGAAAUUUUGCUAAUGCUCUUCCCCAAAACUUCAGAUGUGUUAAUGGGUGCAAAACUUACCUUAGCUUUCUGCAAUAUAACUAAGACAGCUGUUAUUUUUAAUAACUGAUAUUGAGGGACUUCGUCCCCCAUUUCUACCCAGAAUGGUAAAAAGGACCUAUCAGGCAACUUAUUGCUUUCUUUUAUACACAGCAGUUAUCCCCAAGAUAUUUAGCCCAAUGGAUCAGUCUUAAAAUUUUCUGAUGGGCACUGCCUGCUGUUACAGCGCUCUUUUUUGGUGACUUUAUAAACAUUACUUAAUAUGAUUUUGGAGAACAGUUUGAGAAGCACUCCUCUACCACUGCCUUUCUUUGUGUAUCCCUUUACAAAAUAAAACAUUCACUAUAAACUUACAUCAAGAUGAUGGAGCAGCUCAGGCCUCUGGGUGUUAAAACACUGGCUCAGUUUUCAAAUUACACAGGAAAGAAACAAAUUCCGGGGAAAUAGCAUUCAUAGAAACAGAAACCCACAGCUCUACUUCCAGAUUUGCAGAUUUGAUAAUUUCUGAUUUUGGUGCAGUGUAAGUCUGGGAUUAUGAAACAGCGUAACUUGCUUAGGAGACUACUCUUGAUAGCAAAAAGUGCCCUUUAGACUGAGUGGAACUGGAGUGUGCCAUUAAUCAAUGUAUUCUGCUCUCUGAGAUAUGCUUUAUGGGUUAGUGUGCCAGCACUGAUCUACUUUUAGAUGCUUUUUCAAAUACAGAUCCAGCAAAGUACUUAGGGUCUUUAUACGGAGCUAGGAAAAAUAUAUGCAUAGAAGGAGGAGUGAAAAGAGCCAAAAUUUUGAGAAGGAAACAUCCUAGAGAUCUGUUCUUCUACCAUCACAUUUUUGAAGGACCUAAAGCAGGAUUGUUGGUUUAUUUAAAAACCUGGCCCCUGAAGGAGGUGGUGGUUGCAAACAUGAUCACCUUAUUAUUUCGCAGUUUAGUGUUGAAGCCAAAUCACUGUACAGAAAAGAACACAAAUUCAUGGGGCCAGAACAUACAGCCAGGGACAGCUUUGGGCUGGCACAAAGGUCCAGUAGUGGUCUCAAAAAAAAAAAAAAAAAAAAAAAACAAACAAAAACAAACAAACAAAAACAACAACAACAACAAAAAAAAACUCACAACCAAACAACACAACAAAAACAGCCUAACGAAAACCUUAUCCCUUCCCAUGCCCCUAAUUUUCUCUCAGGUGUUUACAGUCCUGUAUAGUUUUCUAUGUGGCCCCUCAUAUCUAAAAGUCCCUAUUCAGUGUCCUAUUUCCUCUUUAUUAAAAAGAUUUCUGAAGAGUAGGAAAACAGCCCAUUCUAGCAAGUUUUUAAAUGACAAGUUGUGCCUAAAAGCUGUAGUUAAAGACUUUCCCCAUAAACAUUGUGGCCUACUUCUGCAUCUUCUCCUCGACUGUGAACAGGACUUCAUUCCCACUUGCACUCUGGAGUCAGACCACAGCCUGGUAAGGGUGGCACACAACAGAAGUGUACACCUACGUCUGCUCGGCAUGCUCCUAAUUAAUGCACUUGCAUCUGCUUUUGUGCAAAUCUCUUCUGUUAUAUCACUCUAGGUGAUCAACUUCGCAGAGCAGGAAACUCUCAGCACGUCUUCUUUUGUUCAAUACAGCUUUUUCUUGUGUACAACUCCUACAGAAGGGGCAAGCUGAAGAGGAGUGCAAAUCUUGGCCCACAGUGCAUAUAUAAUAGAGAGAAGGAUGAAAUCCAGCUUCUCCACCUAACUGAAUACAUCUUACAAGGGCUAGAGUCAGAUGGUGCUAUUCAAAGGAGUAAAGUUAAAGGGUUUUUUGGGUUGAGUGUGUUUUCAUUCAUAGAUUAUGCCUACUAUAAAUAAAAUUCACAGUAUUCGCUAACUCAUCCUUUAUAUUUUCUAGCUACUGGUGGGUGCAACUUAUUCCAGCAGCUGUGGGUUCAUAAGAAACUGCACAUGCUAUCUGGCUUAUCUGUUGAAACUUAGGAAAUGCUGUAACUUAUCACCAAAUGUAUUCUUCUACCGCUCAGUUCUUAGAUAUUGUUCUUGCUGCAGCUUUUGAAAGCAAUAAGAGAAACUUUCCACAAAAAUAGUUGCCAUAUGUUAAAAAAAAUAUUUUAAGCGGUUCGGUUUUUAUAUAAGUUGUGGAUUUGGUGUGUUUGUUGUAUAAACCAAAACUGUAUUAAAGCUUAUGAGAAUGUUUGGGAGGUUGAUCCACAAGAGGUAAUGAGCUCCUUUAGCUCCGCACCUGUGAGAUGGUUGGUGUCCCUGAGAAUCAGGCAGUCUUGUAUUUAUGUUAAUGGUAUUUUACUAGUUCCAAUAUUGGAAAAACAUACCACAUGUAUGAGGUAUUAAAUAGGCAAAGCUGCUAAAUGCUGAAUUUGUUGUUUGCUUUGAUAGGGCAUUAGUGAUUUCAGACUGAAGAAAGGUAUUGUAUUUGUUAGAAUUAUCACAGACUUUCAGAGUUUUGAGAGAACUUUCUGUAGUCAGGAUCAUCCCUGUUUUCUGCUUCACUUACUCCAAAAAUUUGUAAUAAAGUUGGAGCACCUUGAUGCGCAGUUUUGAUUUACUUUUGUCUCUGUAACCAAUUUAGUUGGAUGUUAAUAAAUCAUACUUGCCAAAAGGU
Molecule: messenger RNA, 8796 nt
Organism: Tyto alba (common barn owl)
Lineage: Eukaryota; Metazoa; Chordata; Aves; Strigiformes; Tytonidae
Gene: OSBPL3
Product: oxysterol binding protein like 3
Exons: 24
Coding region: 483-3152 (889 amino acids)
Cellular component (GO): cytosol; perinuclear endoplasmic reticulum; intracellular membrane-bounded organelle
Molecular function (GO): cholesterol binding
Source: RefSeq, a predicted model, not a curated record